Molecule: messenger RNA, 969 nt
Organism: Fomitopsis serialis
Lineage: Eukaryota; Fungi; Basidiomycota; Agaricomycetes; Polyporales; Fomitopsidaceae
Exons: 3
Coding region: 1-969 (322 amino acids)
Molecular function (GO): RNA binding
Source: RefSeq, a predicted model, not a curated record
AUGGCAGAGGGUCUCCGCAAGUAUUUCUCGCAGUUCGGAAAGGUCGAAGCAUGCACAAUCAUGCGCGACGCGGCAGGUCGUUCGCGGUGUUUCGCGUUCCUCACGUUCGAGGACCCCGCGUCCGUGAACGCCGUCAUGGUUCGGGAACAUUUCUUGGACGGGAAGAUUAUCGAUCCAAAACGUGCGAUUCCGAGGCAAGAGCAUCAACGAGCGACGAAGCUCUUCAUCGGUGGCUUGGCUGGAAGUGUCACAUCCGAAUCGAUGCGGGAGUAUUUCUCUCAGUAUGGCAAGGUCGUCGAUGCAACAGUUAUGUUGGACCGCGAGACAGGCCGGAGCAAAGGCUUUGGCUUCGUUUCCUUCGAAAACGCGGACGUACAGCCGCUUCUCGGCUUCGGUAACCUCGAGAUCGAUGGAAAGCUGAUCGACGUCAAACUCGCUCAGCCACGCUCACAACGCGAGAACUUCUCAGAGGGCGGGCAGGCAGGGCAGAGCGGUGGGCAAGGUGGUCAAAGCGGCUACGGCCGCGGCGGAAACUACGGCGCACAGGGCGGCGGCUUCGCCGGCGCCCCGGCCGCGGCGAGCGCAGGUGGCAACGCACCCUUCGACCCCACACAGCUUGCCCAGCUAUACACACGUAUGAUGCAGCAGAUGGGCAUGAACCCCAUGAUGGCAGGAGGCAUGAACAUGAUGGGCGGCAUGGGCGGAGGAUUCGGCGGUGGGAUGAGCGGUGGCCGCAUGAUGCCUGGCAUGGGCAUGGGCAUGGGUGGCGGUAUGAGUCCUGGCAUGGGUAUGGGCCGCGGCGGCGCAGGUAUGGGCGGACCCGGUGCGAUGAGCCCUGGAGGAAGCAUGGGCCCGAACGUCCCUCGUGGCCCACGCAACGGUCCCGGAGGCCCCGGAGGACCUGCGGGUGUAGGCCCGCAACGCGCCGGCCAGCGCGGUCAGCACAACUACCAUCCUUACGCCCGGUGA